GCUGAGAGCCCUCUUUUCUCUCCACCACCACCCACCAUUCAACACUUCCAAGUUCCAACGCUACCCUUUCCACUUAAAUAGAAUCGAUUUUAAAACGAAAGCUCGCGUUCUUAUUUGUGAGCCAAACAUCUUCAAAUAAAAAUACUAUAAAAUCACGUUUCCAAUGUGGACAGUUCUACGAGCUCGAGCUGGUUGUUCCUCGCGUUCUCUUCUUCAACCAUGGAAGCUAGGGUUUCCCUCUCUAUCCACCACCGCCUUUGACGGUGGCGUCCUCGAUCUGCAAGAAAUCCAAAAGAUUCUUACGGACGUUCAAGCUGACGACGUCAAGAUAAUUCCAGCUCCUAAGCACAACGACUGGACUGAUUUCAUGGUACUUGCUACUGGUAGAUCCUCUUGGCACGUCAAGAAUAUCGCUCAAGCCCUUAUUUACCAGGCUAAGCAGAAGCAGAUAGGAGUUGAGCGAAUGAUGCUGCCUAGUGUGCAAGGGCAAGAGGAUGGAAAGUGGAUCGUCAUUGACUCCGGUAAAGUAAUAGUUCAUGCACUUGAUGAAAAUGCUAGAGCUUACUACAAUUUGGAGGGUCUUUGGACCCGUGGGACAUUGCCAAAUGAACCUAUUGAGGAUUUACAUAAAGCUUUGGUGAAGGUCAGGCGGAAAAACAAUUCCAAGAAACCUGCCCAAAAGAAAGCCUAAUUGGUGUGUCGAUGUAACUGCAAAUAAUAACCUUUAUUUACUGUAGUUGUUGUGUAUGCAUCCGACAUAAACAAAAGUAGUUUGUAUUUUGUAACAAGAUCUUCAACUUUCGUAUCUGUUAUUUUACUUGUUACAAAUACAAAUAUUGCCUGCUUGUCUUGUUUGCUGCAAUGAUAAAGUUAAGAGAACGUAAAACUGAAGUUUUCAAGUUA
This is a messenger RNA of Medicago truncatula (barrel medic), 903 nucleotides long. RefSeq names its product protein Iojap-related, mitochondrial. The transcript has 4 exons. The record is from RefSeq and is a predicted model, not a curated record. Lineage: Eukaryota; Viridiplantae; Streptophyta; Magnoliopsida; Fabales; Fabaceae. Gene Ontology annotation, biological process: negative regulation of ribosome biogenesis; negative regulation of translation. Gene Ontology annotation, molecular function: ribosomal large subunit binding. Bases 164 to 691 code for a protein of 175 amino acids.